Molecule: messenger RNA, 731 nt
Organism: Solanum lycopersicum (tomato)
Lineage: Eukaryota; Viridiplantae; Streptophyta; Magnoliopsida; Solanales; Solanaceae
Product: CRIB domain-containing protein RIC4-like
Source: RefSeq, a predicted model, not a curated record
UCUUCUUAUUAAUUCAUCAAUAUCUCAACCAAAAAAAAAAAAAAAAAAGCUUAGACAUUUUUUUUUUAAUUUUUGGUGUUAUUUUUUAUACAAAAAAUGAGGUAUAGAAUGGAGAGAUUUGUGUUACUUCCAUUUUCUGUGGGUUGUAUUUCUGAAUCAAGUGUUGCAAUUGGUCAUCAACAGCAUAAAAGUUCAAGUCUUCAUCAACCAAACUUAAUUCCUACAAAAAUGCUAGAAGAAGAGAAGGAAGAAAAUUUGGAGGGUGAAAAUUUGAAGAACCAAUUAGGGCUUCCCAAAUUUCAAAGGCUUUUUAAGAAUUUCAAAAACUUGUCUCACUUAUUUGUGGAUAAGGACCAAAUGGAAGAAGAAGAGGAAGAAAUGGGGAUGGAAAUAGGUUUACCAACAGAUGUGAAGCAUGUAACACAUAUUGGAAUUGAUGGUGGUGAAGUUAAUACUUCAUUAAUCCUUAAUUCAACAAAGACUAAUUGGGAUUAUGUUAAUCUCAAAUCACCUAAUCAUGAUUUACCCACUCAAUUCUCUUCUAAUUUCUCUUUUCCCAAUAUGGCUAAUCACUCCCCUAAUCACACAUCUAUGGCUACUUCCUCUUAAUUAAUAUUGUAAAAUUCUACUUAAUACUUUUGGUUUUUUUUAACCAAAAGUAAUUGUACUUUUAUGAUUACAAUUGCUUAUAUAGUUUGUUGUGUGUGGGAAAAAAAAAUAUUCCAAAUGUA